CUGGAGGUAGUGCGAGAGACGGAGGAAGGAGGUGGGGGAGCUUUUAGCAGCGUCUGGGCUGGCUCCGCUACAUUGUUACCAGUGAGAGUGGGAGCUUCUUAACACUGGCUUGCCGGAUGCUGCUGAUGUUGCUACAGCUCCUGCCUCCCUCUCAGCUCUCCCCUGAUAGGAUGGUUCCUGUGCACCCUCUCUAGGAUUUUUUUUGUUUCAUUUUUCCCAGAAAAAAACACCUUUUUUUUUCCUUUCUAUUCCCCCACCUCCGUGCGUCCACCCGGCGUUACCUGGAGGCAAGCGGACUCGCAGGAGGAGCAUGUGAAUGGCCAAAGACACCUUUGCUGAUUUUGUCACCAGUUCUACCCCAUGGCUUUGUCAACACCAGAAGGAGUGAUGCCAGUUCCAGACCAGCCAUCUGUAUCGGAAAAAAACAGCUUGCUGAGCCCCAUGCUGACUGCUUCCAAUGGAGAUGGCUCUGAGCCAGAGACCACUUCUGCUAUUCUGGCGUCAGUCAAAGAACAGGAGCUGCAGUUUGAAAGACUAACUAGAGAGCUGGAGGCCGAGCGCCAGAUUGUCGCUAGCCAGUUGGAGCGAUGUAAACUGGGAUCCGAUACAGGCAGCAUGAGCAGCAUUAGUUCGACAGAGGAUUCCUUUCGCUGGCACAUACAAGAUGCACAGAAAAGUGCGGACGAUGAAAUUGCCAGUGGCUUGGAGCUAGUGGACUCCUGUUUGAGGUCCCUUCAAGAGUCCGGAAUACUGGACCACCACGAAUACUCUUCAACUGAAAGGUCCAACCCUCUCUCCCAGAGUGCCUCACAUAUUAAUGCCAAUCCAGAAGGCUCCUACCAGUACUCCGGCAGUUACCAUAGCAACCAGACCCUCUCCCGAGGUGACUCAACCACAUCGCAGCUCUCUGGGAGGACCUCCAGUGGUCAGAUUGGAGCAGGUGUCGGUGUUCAUAACUACAGUCAGGUUAACCGGAUUGGUGACAGCAGUCGUACUUCGGGUUCAGAGAGCUCUCCAUCCCACUCUGCGUCGCAGUCAAGGGAGGCUUUUGUGCCAAGCCAGGGGAGUGCAUUCCGCCUGCCUGACUCUCAGCACCCGUCUUCAGUCUACUAUGUCAGUGCCACGCUUCCCGCUCAGAGAGUGAGUUCUCCCAUGUCCCUCCAGCGGACAGGCUCACCACCGAAGCUCCAGCGAGCGGGCUCGGCUGCAGAGAGCAGUGUCUACAGCGCUCAGCGGCUUGCCUCCCCCAAGCAAAUGGCAUCCCCCAGCCGCCUUUCCAAGUCCUACAGCACCAGCUCCCCAGUCAACAUUGUGGUGUCCUCGGCAGCCCUCUCUCCCUCACCCCCAGCCAUUGCCGCCACCUCGCCCGCGCACCAGGCCAGCUCAGUCCAGCCCAGCUACGCCACGCUGUCGCCCACCAAACGCCUCGGCCAUCCGUCUGAUCCAUACGGCAAGCACCCACAGGACUUGUAUGAGCGCUCUACUCUCCAGAGGCCUGGCAGUCUGGCAGCCAGUUCCCGUGCCUCCUACAGCAGCCAGCACAGCCACCUGGGCCCAGACCUGCGCCCACUGCAGUCUCCAGAGCACCACAUCAACCCCAUAUAUGAAGAUAGAGUCUAUCAAAAGCCCCCUAUGAGGAGCCUAAGUCAAAGCCAAGGAGACCCGCUGCAGGCAUCAUUUGCAGGAACAUAUCGCACUAGUACAGCCCCGCCCUCCCCCGCUGUUGACUCCGUAUCCUUGCAGCGCACGGGCAGCCAGAACACCGCGACCUACCAGAGACCCAGCUACGCCACUGGCCCAGCAGCCAAUUACGGAGAUCCCUACCGGACACUGCAAUACUGUCCUUCAGUGGAAUCACCAUACAGCAAGUCUGGACCAGCCAUCCCGCCUGAAGGUACUUUGGCAAGGUCACCUUCCAUCGACAGCAUUCAGAAAGACCCCAGAGUUCAGCAAAGCAGCAUGCCCUGCAGAAAGUGGCGGUCAGGCUCAACCCUGCGUGCAGCACCUGAUACAACUGGGAACAGAUGUGGGAGAAGAUGGCACACCUUAAGGAAGCUGCCAAGGGAGUUUGGUUGGCGGGAUCCUGAGCUGCCAGAGGUCAUCCAGAUGUUGCAACAUCAGUUCCCUUCAGUGCAGUCCAAUGCUGCAGCCUACCUGCAACACCUGUGCUUUGGAGACAAUAAGAUCAAGGCGGAGAUAAGAAGACAAGGUGGAAUCCAGUUGCUGGUUGAUCUGUUGGACCAUCGAAUGCAAGAAGUGCAUCGCAGUGCCUGUGGAGCCCUUAGAAACCUGGUAUAUGGGAAGGCAAAUGACGACAACAAAAUUGCUUUGAAAAACUGUGGUGGAAUUCCAGCACUGGUACGACUGCUUCGGAAGACCCCUGAUGUGGAGAUCAGGGAGCUAGUUACAGGUGUUCUGUGGAACCUGUCAUCAUGUGAUGCGCUGAAGAUGCCAAUUAUCCAGGAUGCACUUGUGGUACUUACCAAUGCGAUCAUCAUCCCACACUCUGGUUGGGAUAUUUCUCCUCAUCAGGAAGACCGAAAAAUUCAGCUCCACACAUCAAUGGUCUUGCGGAAUGCCACUGGGUGCUUGAGGAACGUGAGUUCAGCUGGUGAAGAGGCACGGAGAAGGAUGAGAGAAUGUGAUGGCCUCACUGAUGCUUUGCUGUAUGUGAUUCAAUCCGCUCUGGGGAGCAGUGAGAUUGAUAGCAAGACAAUUGAGAAUUGCGUCUGCAUCUUGAGGAACCUUUCUUACCGGCUGGCGGCAGAAACAGCCCAGGGACAACAGAUGGGCACGGAUGAAUUUGAUGGGUUACUGUGCAGCGACAGCAACGGGAAAGACAGCGAGAGUUCAGGUUGCUGGGGCAAGAAGAAGAAGAAAAAGAAGGGUCAAAAUCAGUGGGACGGUGUUGGACCGCUUCCAGAAGCAACAGACCCACCAAAGGGCAUACAGCUCCUAUGGCAUCCCUCAAUAGUCAAACCCUACCUCACACUUUUGUCAGAGUGCUCAAAUCCAGAUACCCUUGAGGGGGCAGCAGGAGCCUUACAGAAUUUGGCUGCGGGGAGCUGGAAGUGGUCUAUUUACAUCCGUGCUGCAGUCCGGAAGGAGAAAGGUUUGCCCAUUCUCGUGGAGUUGCUGCGAAUAGACAAUGACCGUGUUGUGUGUGCUGUUGCCACGGCAUUACGAAAUAUGGCUUUGGAUGUCAGAAACAAGGAGCUCAUUGGCAAAUAUGCCAUGCGAGAUCUUGUCCACCGUCUUCCUGGAGGCAGCAGCAGCACUGGCACUGGAACCGGCACAAGUGCAGUCAGCAAAACCAUUUCCGACGAGACAAUAACUGCCAUCUGCUGUGCUUUGCAUGAAGUCAUCACUAAAAACAUGGAAAAUGCCAAGGCCUUGCGAGAUUCAGGAGGAAUCGAGAAGCUCAUCAGCAUUGCCAAGAGUAAAGGAGACAAGCACUCACCGAAGGUGGUGAAGGCAGCAUCUCAAGUUCUGAACAGUAUGUGGCAGUAUCGAGAUCUGAGGAGCCUCUAUAAGAAGGACGGAUGGUCUCAAUAUCACUUUGUGGCCUCAGCUUCCACAAUAGAACGGGACAGACAGAGGCCCUACUCCUCCUCACGUACUCCCUCCAUAUCACCAGUCAGGAUGUCCCCCAAUAAUCGUUCAGCGAGUGCCCCAGCCUCUCCCCGAGAGGUGAUCAACCUAAAGGAGAGGAAGUCUGACUAUGACACAACCGGGACCAACUCUGGCUACCAUGGGAGUAAAGGAGAGCAUAUCUCCAGAAAAGACACUCUUCCAGCCCAGCUUUCUGUAGUAGCCGGAUCAGGCUUCAGAAAUUCCUAUGCUACACCCGUUGAAGGUACCAAGCACAACCAGGUCUCAUCACAACCUGUGGCACAGGAACCCAGUAGGAAAGACUAUGACACCUAUCAACCCUAUCAAAAUUCGACAGGAAAUUAUGAUGACUCUUUCUUUGAAGAUCAAGUGCACAGUCGCCCAGCAGCCAGUGAAUACAACAUGCAUCUCGGCCUGAAGUCAACAGGCAAUUAUGUAGAUUUCUACUCCGCUGCCCGUCCCUAUAGUGAGUUAAACUACGAGACGAGCCAUUACCCAGCCUCACCCGACUCCUGGGUCUAAGCAGUUGGCCCCUUGGGUCUGAGCAGAGGAGGCAGAUACACAAGAAAAGAAUAAUAAUACAAGACCCUGGGAACUGUGCAUGUGCAUGAAUACCACAAGACAUUUUUCAGCAAGUCUUAGUCUAUCAGUGGUCUGUUCCGUAGGACAGUCAUCGGGUGAAUCAUAACAGAUGGCGGUCAGAUGGAUAAGUACGGAGAGAAAUGCAAGUGACAUUCAGCUCAUACAAAGAAAUUGGAAAAUUUACUCACCAGAAUUUGGAGGGGGAGUGGGGGUGGUGAAGGGUUGGGGGAAGGAUUCAAAGUUUCUGCUUUGCUUCCAGUGAAGCAGGAUUGUGCUGAGGCGGGGGGGAGGGGUGAAAGAGUGUCAAAAGUGUGCAAAGAAAAUGGCAUUGUGGGGAGGAAUGAAGUUGGCAAUGGAAAGUGUUUGAAAGUGAUUGGAGGGAAGUUGGAAAGGCCAGGUCAAAGGUCAAGCACAAGAACCUGAAUGUGUUUACAAUUGUUACUGGGACAGUCUGUCACCUCUUGGAAACAAACAUUCUCAACUGAUUGAUUGUGUGUCACAGCUUGUAGUUUGCAGUCGGGUAAUCUUCUGUACAGCAAGAUCAUUUCUCUCGCCGCCUUCUUGGGUUCUUUAUGCUUUGUUGUGAAGUAUUGGAUGUACAUUACUGAUCAAUGAGAGCAUUGUGUCCAUUACAGCAAUGCCAAAGUACUCCUUCCGUCUCUUGUUCUUAAUACUGUUUUAAUUACGGACAAAAAAAAUGUGCUAAGCAAAUUUGACCAGAUGUGUGAAUUUUUGAGUUUUCUUUUUUUUAUGAAGUAAUUAACUGAAGGAAGUAUUUAGCAGUAUUGUUUGUUCUGGUAUGUGGAUUUGUUUGUGUGGUCACUAACAGAAAACUCCAUCAGUCGCUGAUAUUAUGAACAUCAUUCCACACGCUCAACUGAUGAGACACUCUCUCUCUUUCUCUCUCACUGCCUAAAGUUUUAGAUGUAGAUAUUUGAAGACAAUUUUUCAUUUCUACCGGUUUUGUUUAUGAUACAGUGUUAACAGUAAAUAAUGAAGUUUGUCAUCCAUGUUUGUAAAAAAAAGUCAAGGGGAAAAAAAGAAAAAAAGUCUUUUUUUUCCAUGUUUCUUUCUCUUCAUACAAAGUCAACAAUGGUUCCGAUGUGCCAUAAAGUCUGUUCGUAUUAAUCUGCAGUAUCCCUUUUCUGGCUUCAAGCACAUUGAACUUUCAGAGGAGAAAGGUUUUGGGGGGGGGGGAAUGGAUGUCAAUUUUAGCCCAACUUGCCAGGCAGGAAACCUAUUGGAUCUGGUGAAGACUUUGGUUGCUUCUCAUUACUUUCCAUUGUCUUUUGCACCACUCAAAAUUACUCCUCAGAACAGUCUGUCCAAUAUUACGCACAAUUGACAUUGAGAAACACAGUGUUCUACUACCAAAUAGUACUCUGUAUUGAUUUUCACACUUUACCCAAUAUUUAAUUUGGCAAUGGAGGGAGGGGUGGGUGGGUCUUGUAAAAAAUCCACUGGUGGACAAAAUAGUGUAGUUUUCACAACAAGCAUGUUUGAUCACAAUGAUCCCACCACCAUACACCCUCCCUAAGUCUUUACUGAGAAGUGUAGGCCCCAAUCACAGAGCUCCUGGGUUUGAUAGUGAAAUGUUUCUGUCCCUUUACAACACAUUUGAGUUCAUGAACGGACUCGUGGGCGUGCAACUAUUGUACAUAAAACAUAGCCCCAUGCAAACUGGAACCUUUCGUGCAAAGCUCACAUUGUACGUCGCAAGGCACCGCAUAUUGGCCUUAAAAGAAAGCUCUGCAGAGUUUUGCGGGCUAUAAAGUUGCAUAGGCAAACAUAAAAGGGAUACUGCCCGCUUUAAAGCAACUUUGUUUUUGGGAACAAUAGCGCAGCAGUACUCAUUGGUGCCAAAUGAGAGGAAAAAAACAAACAAAAAAAAGACACUAUGAAUUUUAAUUGUAGGAAAAAAUACUCUGAAAUUGAUGGCUAGCUAAUUGUCCUGCUGACAGUUUGUAGAUGUAGAUAGAUGAGAUUUAAAUUUGUUAAAUGCUUUUUACAGUGUGUUUUGUCGACAACGAACAAAAAGAAACUAUAAGGGUAAGCAGCAUAUUGGGUUACGUAGCCUUUAAACCGCAGUCGGAAAGAAUCUGGGUGAUGUGAUUUAAAAAAAAGAUAAUAAAUGAUGCUAUUAAAAAAUUUAAACAAAGUUCCAAAAAGUUUCUUUAAGCAGUGCAAUACAACCAAAUGUUGUAGUAAUUCCCUUCUAUAUGAUGGCUUUGAAAAUUCUCACGGAUUGUACCAUGCGUAACUGGCUUAAGCUCAAAGGCAUUGCAGUAUCUUGUAUAAAAUGAUCCAGUGUUGCCGGAUAUCUCAAUGGUUUGCAGCGUACAUACCUGGAGAUUGCACUAACCAUUUCCCUGAAAUUGACCAAACCAGAUAUACAGAUCAUGGGAAUGUAAGCACAAAUUAUGUCAAGUAUAUUCAGAUUUCUGCGAUCAUUAACGUUGGUUUGAGAAACAUCAUGUUUGAAGGUAGCCCUGUCCCCAAAUAUGAGCACCACAGACUGAAAUAAUUUUGCAUUGCAAGUUUCCACAAAUUUAUUUAUAUUUCCAAUCAUUAAAGGAGGCUUUGUUGUAAGUUUAAAAAAACUAAUUUACUAAGGAAACAACUGUAUUCAUCCAUGAAACUAGUAAAUAGAUGUUUCAAGUUAUUUUCAGUGAUUUAAAAUCAAAUGACUCAGAAGUGGUUGACUAGAUAAUCUUACAAAACUGCUUAAUUUUUGUGAUUGCCCACUUUCAGCUGUAUUGCUAAGAAAAACUGCACCAGAUUACCACUCUAAAAUACAUUAAUAAAUAUUUUUAAGGC
This is a messenger RNA of Chiloscyllium plagiosum (whitespotted bambooshark), 7011 nucleotides long. Its product is annotated as catenin delta-2-like. Gene Ontology annotation, molecular function: protein binding. Gene Ontology annotation, biological process: cell-cell adhesion; dendritic spine morphogenesis. Gene Ontology annotation, cellular component: plasma membrane; postsynaptic density; nucleus. NCBI's taxonomy places the organism in Eukaryota, Metazoa, Chordata, Chondrichthyes, Orectolobiformes, Hemiscylliidae. The record is from RefSeq and is a predicted model, not a curated record.